AAUACGUUCUAUUCUACUUUUAAUAUAUACUGCUCAGUGACAAGGAUCCCAGGUUGUGUUGUGGUGUCAAGUAUUGUUUGGCUCAUUUUUCUCCCUUUAUCUUUGAAAUUGCAGGCUCUAUUGCAGAUGCAGGACAUUCCAUCUGCCAUCAAUUUGAUGCAGUACUAUACUACAGUGCAGCCAAGCGUGCGGGGAAGGAAUGUGUACAUGCAGUUCUCGUCUCAUCCGGAAUUAACCACACCUGAUCAAAGCGGACAAACGAGGCGGUUACCUGCAGAGCAGGAACUGCUGCCCAAUCGAAUUCUUUUAAUUACCAUACACAACCCGCUCUAUCCUAUCACCGUGGAUGUGCUGCACCAAGUGUUUUCCCCCCAUGGCUUUGUCGAGAAGAUCGUCACCUUCACAAAGUCAGCUGGCCUUCAAGCUUUGCUGCAAUAUGCUUCGCAGAGCAGUGCAGUCCAAGCCAGGUCGACUUUGCAAGGGCGCAAUAUCUACGAUGGAUGCUGUACGCUGGAUAUCCAAUAUUCUAAUCUGCAGGAGCUGCAGGUGAACUAUAACAAUGAACGGACGAGGGAUUUUACCAAUGCAGCUUUGCCAUCGGAGCAGUCUCGACCAGGGAAUCCUGGGAAUAAUAUCAUGUCUUCACUCUUUGGAGAGGGCGGGCAUGUGUACAGCAUGGGGGCAGGAGGGCCAAGGCCUGGAGGAUUUCAGCAGUCAGGAGGUCAUCCGGCACUAGGGAUGAAUUCAUACGGCCAGGUUGCCAUGGGAGGUGCAUCUGCGGCUGCUGCAGCGUUCGGUGGUGUGCUUCCUCCGGGUAUCACAGGCACGAACGAUAGAAGCACCUUGCUCGUUUCGAACCUUGUGCCAGAGAAAAUUGAUGCUGAUAGACUCUUCAACCUGUUUUCGAACUACGGGAACAUUGUGCGCAUCAAGAUUCUUCAUAAUAAGCCAGACCACGCUCUGAUUCAGAUGGGAGAUGGAUUUCAAGCAGAGCUGGCUUUCAACUAUCUAAAGGGCGUGACACUGUUCGGAAAGCGCAUGGAUGUCAACUUCUCGAAGCACGCGCAGAUCAACCCGUCACCAGACACUAGCGAUUUCUCAUCGUCUCCUUUGAAUCGGUUUAAUCGGAAUGCUGCGAAGAACUACCGGUACUGCUGUGCCCCAACGAAGAUGAUUCAUGUGUCGAGCCUGCCAGCGGAUAUUGCUUUGGAAGACAUCACGAGUCACCUGUCUGCGCACGGGACGGUCGCAAACGCGAAGGUAUUUGAGUCGAAUGGGAAGAAGCAGGCUUUAAUGCUGUUUGAGAGUGAGGAACAGGCGACAGAGGCGCUUGUGUGCAAACAUGCGAGCCAACUGCAGAGCAACACCAUCCGGCUUGCAUUUUCAAAGCUGGCCUCCGUGUAGUUGUAAUUUAGCAUAGCUGUUAGGUGGAUAGGCAUCGUAGAGCUUUGGGCACAAUUUUGUAGUUUGGAAGAGUAUCUGCGAAAUCGGUUGCUUAUCAUUGUAAUUGAAUGGCAUAUACUGUAAUGACCUAUUGGAUGCGAAUAGGAAUGAGCAACAGGAGAUAGUUCUUCCGUCUUCCGUGCCGGCGGAGACAGUUGUGUCGAUAUAUAAUCAUCCCACCUGCCUUCGCUGUUGUGGUUACUGUUUUCGAAACUUCUUCUUCUUUAGUUUUAUGCAGUUUUUGUUUGCAAUUUCAUGGCGGUCUUAUUUAAGUCGCACUGAUUAUUUGCAUCA
Messenger RNA from Physcomitrium patens, 1737 nucleotides. The record is from RefSeq and is a predicted model, not a curated record. Lineage: Eukaryota; Viridiplantae; Streptophyta; Bryopsida; Funariales; Funariaceae.